AUGCCACAGACAACAGCACCCCGAGCCUCACGGUCUGUCUCGGGGUGUCUGACCUGCCGCCGGCGUAAAGUCAAGUGCACUUCUCGCUCCUCUCCAUGCGAGCCUUGCACCCGCCUUCGCCUAUCCUGUAUCGCCUCUUUCCAGGAAAACAUCAGAGUUUGGUCAGCAUCCGGAGGUUUGAGACCAAAGAAUACGACUAAAACGAGACAUACGAAGCAAUCAAUCAACACAGCCUCCAGCCAUGACCUGUUUCCAGACGACAGCCAAGUCGAUCAAGCAGCAUCACCGGGCCUGGCUGAAGAUUGUUCUCCCAGAAACGCCAUCUACGACUUUUUGGAGAGGAGAACAUCUCCGGCCAACAUCAACCGUUCAGGUGGCUCCGUUCAAACAAAUGUGGCUACUGGGUCGAUCAAAAAUUCCAUUUGUGAAGAUGUUCCAGAGGGCAAUAAUGAUCUAGCUCUUAGUGUGUCGAGACAGUCAGCAUCUGACCCAAGCCCCAUUGAUUCCUGGAUAGCAUUUGGCUCGUCACUGCCACCUUACUCGCCUAUUUUCAGUUCUCUACCCGUCGAUGAUGGCCUGUCGGGUAUACUGAGUACAUUACCAGGUCAAAAUUGGGACAUCGCCACUUGGACUCAGUAUAUGAACCGUGUUCCAGAGUGGCUUUCAACCAAAAGGUCAAUGUGGAGCUGUUAUCACUAUCUCAUCAACCUGGCGCAAGCAAUUCCCGACUCGCCACUUUUUCACGGCAUUCUAAGCUGGACAUAUGCCUAUUUGUUCCGCUUGGGGCUAGUGUCCCCGAUCCCUCAAGGCUCAAACAUUACAUGA
Messenger RNA from Penicillium cosmopolitanum, 825 nucleotides. Its product is annotated as Zn(II)2Cys6 transcription factor domain-containing protein. Gene Ontology annotation, molecular function: zinc ion binding; DNA-binding transcription factor activity, RNA polymerase II-specific. NCBI's taxonomy places the organism in Eukaryota, Fungi, Ascomycota, Eurotiomycetes, Eurotiales, Aspergillaceae. The coding region runs from base 1 to 825 and encodes 274 amino acids. The transcript has a single exon. Gene Ontology annotation, biological process: regulation of DNA-templated transcription. The record is from RefSeq and is a predicted model, not a curated record.